GGGCAGAGGGCGGAGGGCAAGGGGGACAGAGUCCCCUGGAGGACUGCAGGGUCUCAGCAGAGCUGGUGGGGAGGAGGGACCAGACCCACGUGGAGCACCACGUGGCAGAGCUGCUUCUUGCCCUGGGCAUGCCUCUGCUCCCAGCCACCCACGGGGGCAGGAAGAGGUGGGUGAGGGCCCAGCAGCCCUCCCCUAGGAAGCUCUCCUGGGGCCUGGCUGGGGAGGAGGAAGGGAAGCCUUUACAAAACAGUUGGAGCUCCCCCUCCUUGAGCUCUUCCCCUCCCCUGGGAAAGACACCCUUCUCUUCCCAGCCACACUCACCUGCCUCCAUCCUGUCACCAGGAGCCCCUACAGUCAGUCCUCAGGGCUCUGAGCUCCCUACGCCCCAGGGAAGUGUUCGCAGACUUGGGGCAGGCUGACCCUGGGACUGACACCUGGGAGAUGUCCCUAUCUUUGCUUUCUCACCUUACCAGGCGUCCCUGGCCUCCCUUCUCAGGACAGGCAAUGGCCCGCAUGACUGCAGCCCUGGCCUGGGCGCUGGCGCUCCUCUCAGCGUUUCCCACCGCCACAGAGGCGCGGAAAGGCCUCAGGGCGGACUCCGGUCAGAGCAGCGGGGACAAGGGCAGGGUGGAGCAGACCCAGCAGCAGAAGCUGGCCCGGGAGUCCGCGAGCCUGAAAGGCAGCCUUGAGCAAGACCUCCACAACAUGGACAAGCUCCUGGAGAAGCUGGGCCCUCUGAGUGGGCAGGGGAGCGCCCCUCCCGGGCUCCCACCCGACCCCGAGGGCCUGCGGCGGCAGCUGCAGGAGGAGCUGGAGGAGGUGAGCGCGCGCCUGGAGCCCUACAUGGCGGAGGCGCACGCGCGCGUGGGCUGGAACCUGGAGGGGCUGCGGCGGCGCUUGGAGCCCUACACCAGCGCCCUGAUGGAGCAGGUGGCCCUGCGCGUGCAGGAGCUGCAGGAGCAGCUGCGCGUGGUCGGCGAGGACACCAAGGCCCAGCUGCUGGGCGGCGUGGUCGAGGCGCGGGACCUGCUGAAGGAGCUGCAGAGCUGCCUGCUGCACCACACCGGCCGCGUCAAGCAGCUGUUCCACCCGUACGCCGAGCGCCUGGUGAGCGGCAUCGGGCAGCACGUGCAGGAGCUACACCGCAGCGUGGCCCCGCACACCGUGGCCAGCCCCGCGCGCCUCAGCCGCUGCGUGCAGCUGCUCUCGCACAAGCUCACGCUCAAGGCCAAGGCCCUGCACGCGGGCAUCCAACAGAACCUGGAUCACCUGCGCGAAGAGCUCAGCGCCUAUGCCCGAACGGGCGGGGAAGGGGCGCACCCGGACCCCCAGGCGCUGUCCCAGGAGGUGCGCCAGCGCCUGCAGGCUUUCCGCCACGACACUUUCCUGCAGAUCGCCGCCUUCACCCGCGCCAUCGACCAGGAGACGGAGGAGGUCCAGCAGCAGCUGGCGCCGCCCCCACCGAGCCACAGCGCCUUCGCCCCCGACUUCCUCCCCGCGGACAGCGGCAAGGCCCGGAGCAGGCUGCAGGCCCGUCUGGACGACCUGUGGGAAGACAUAAACUACAGCCUUCGCGACCAUGCUCCGGGCCAUGGAGGGGAGCCCUGAGGGCCUUUGUCCGCGCCCACUUCCCAGCUCCUUGUUCGGGGAGCCCCAAGCAUGGUUCAGUCCUCGACAGUGGCCUACUGGGCAGAGGGUGGAGGGCCCUGCAGGAUGGGUGAGGCCACCGAAGGGGCAGUUGUCCCUUGCCUACCCAGCCUCCUGCGAGUCCCCAACCCGGAUGCAUUACACUCACCAGGAUUUGCGAACCUGGCUUCCCGUGCUAAUUUGGGAGUCCUCCCGAGUUGCCCCAUUCGCUGCUGGCGGGAGUGGGAAGGGAGACAGGCGCUCUAUGCGGGGGAAUUAAGUGCCAGCCCGUGGCCAUGGUGCUGGAUGCCUGUCUCUUCAGACCCGGGUUUGGCUGCGACCACUCUGGCCCCCUGGUGGCCACUACUGCCGCUGUCCCGAGAGCAGCUCCUCUCCCCAGGGCUGCCAGGACAGCUUCUGUUGGGGGAGAGAAGGGAGAAAGGAGGCGGAUGUGAUGAGAGAGCAUGUGACUGUG
Molecule: messenger RNA, 2101 nt
Organism: Myotis davidii
Lineage: Eukaryota; Metazoa; Chordata; Mammalia; Chiroptera; Vespertilionidae
Gene: APOA5
Product: apolipoprotein A-V
Exons: 3
Coding region: 442-1608 (388 amino acids)
Biological process (GO): very-low-density lipoprotein particle remodeling; phospholipid efflux; cholesterol biosynthetic process
Cellular component (GO): chylomicron; extracellular region; high-density lipoprotein particle
Molecular function (GO): phospholipid binding; phosphatidylcholine-sterol O-acyltransferase activator activity; cholesterol binding
Source: RefSeq, a predicted model, not a curated record